Messenger RNA from Apis laboriosa (Himalayan honeybee), 2536 nucleotides. Its product is annotated as kin of IRRE-like protein 2. Gene Ontology annotation, biological process: cell-cell adhesion. The coding region runs from base 252 to 2333 and encodes 693 amino acids. The transcript is spliced from 13 exons. Gene Ontology annotation, cellular component: cell-cell junction. NCBI's taxonomy places the organism in Eukaryota, Metazoa, Arthropoda, Insecta, Hymenoptera, Apidae. The record is from RefSeq and is a predicted model, not a curated record. Gene Ontology annotation, molecular function: cell adhesion molecule binding.
UCGACGGUUCACCAUUCGUGUUCCCUUUCAUUCAAACUUCCUCGUCAUUUUUUUUUUCUUUUAAAAAGUCAAAAAGAAAAAUAUUUCAUACGAUUAUUUAUAACAUGUUUGUUCGUAAUCGAAGGAACUUUUGAAAUUCGCGGGUUUGUGUUUACAUUUGAAUCACGUUCGAAGGAACGAACAAAUUGCAUCAGUUUGAAACCGAGAGUUCUGCGAUAAGAAGAGCAGUUCAUGUAGAAAAAUCAAGAAUCAUGACGAAAGUGCGCCAAUACAGAUUUCUUCCGCUUCUCGUGCAUAUCCUUCUUGGCGUGUGCCGUGGUAUUCAGCAAUUCGAGGAGACACCCCAAUACACCGAGGUGAAUCCCGGACAAGACGCGAAGUUGAUAUGCCGCGUGCUCGGGAAGAGGGGGCAGUGUAUCUGGCAGAAGGAUCAGAAGCCGAUCGGGAUGCACUUGAAGAAAUACGAGUGGGUAGGACGGCCAGACAUCGGCGACUGUUCCUUGUGGGUGAGAUCGGCCACUUUAGAGUUCGACGACGGUCUAUGGCAGUGCCAGGUGACAGCCAGCGACUUCACCACGCAGGACGCGCUGGCAUCCGAACCGGCCAGGCUCGUUGUCCGAGUCAGCCCUCAGCGACCGCAGAUAGAGUACGCGGAUCGUCUAAUUCUACCCGGCAGCAACGUGACAGCCCGAGCAGGUGAGAUCGCUGCGCUCACUUGCAGAGCGCGGUAUGGGAAUCCUUCGCCUCUAAUUAAAUGGUACGUGGGUGAGACCGAAGUGAGGACUUUGAGGCCACAGGUGAAUUCAACGGAGAUAGAUAAUCCUCGUACCUGGGCGACCUACAGUGUCUGCGAGAUCAUGGCGGACAGAUCGCGCUAUGGACAGCCGAUUCGAUGCGUGGCCAUUCAUCCGGCCUAUGACAACCCGACUAUGUCGUCGAGCACGGAAGUCAGGUUCGAUGUUAGAUACGCGCCCGAGACGAGACUGGUCGGGGUGCCGACCGGCCAACUGGAAGAGGGUCGUGAUCAACUCGAGAUACGAUGUCUAGCCGAUGCGAAUCCACCGGCCUCGAUCCUCUGGAGGAGAACCAAGAGUCCGGGAGUGACGGAGGUGGCCAGUAUCGGAGAAACGUUGCUAUUCUCCCCGAUCUAUAGGAAUCACGCAGCCGUCUAUAUCUGCGAAGCGGCCAACACCGAGGGUGAAAGCAGCCCAGUGUCCGUUCAAGUGUCCGUCAACUAUCCGCCGACGAUCAGCUCGGUCGGGCCAGAUCGACUAACCACGGCGUUGUUAUUUUCUGGAGCCUCGUUCGAGUGUAACGCCGACGCUAUGCCACCGGCCGAGUACAGGUGGGCUCAAAUCUUCACCGAUGGCCGGAUGCCAUUGGAAUGCGGUACAGGGCAACGAUUGAUCCUGACGAACGUGACGUACGAGCAACAGGGUCAAUAUAUAUGUCUCGCCUCGAACAAGAUCAAUGGGAACGUCAGGGAAGUUAAAAGUGAUCCUGUAUCGUUGCAAGUGGUCGGCGCGCCGAGGGUGGUGAAACCGGCUAUCACGGAGAAGUUUGUCGUGGCAACGACCGAAGGGAGCCCGGCGAAAUUAGAGAUCAGACUGUGUUCCGACCCGAAGCCCCGGCUCGUGGCUUGGGAAUGGGGCAGCACCAGACUCCACGCCGGUGAAGUACUGGAAUCACGGUAUCGAGCGUUGGAUCUAGAGCCGUUAGCGGUCGAGGAUUGUUAUAUAGCCGUUUUAGAACUGACUAGCACGGUGAAGGAGGAUCAAAGACUGUAUCACGUAAUCGUGGAAAACGAUCGUGGGAGCGAUCGUCGAGCCCUGAUGUUGAGAGUCGACGAACCAGGCCAGAUUCCACUCGUUAUCGGCGCUGUCGCUGGGUUUACGGUGCUCUCGGUGCUGGUAAUGGGAUUCGUUUGUUUCCUACGCUCGGAUAGAUGCUGCGUGGCCAGAAAUACGGUGCCUGCACUCCAGCAAGUACAUUGUACGAAGGCUUCGAACACAAUGAUAGAGGAUCCCCGUUUAGCAGUGGAUACGAUGGAAAGAAACAGUCAACAGUACGCGUCCGAGAAACGACCGAAUCACGUUUUGAAGCCCGUCCCGUCGCAACAAUAUCAACAAGAGUGUUAUCAACACGAUCCGCCUCACCAACAGCAACAUUAUCAGAGGCAUCAUCAUCAUCACCAUGGACAACCUCACGGGCCACAAUACACGCUUCAGGGGGAGCAGCUGUUUCUCAAACCAGAUCGUUUAGCAACCCUGAAGCCCCACUGCAAGAUCGAGAAGCCGCCGCAGUACACGACGUUCAAGCCGAGUUCGAACUGAAGAUUUUACUAUUUCUAUUUUCUAUUGAUGUACACAUUGAUCGCACACAUGCGCGCAUCCUACAAGAAACUGAAACUAAAAAAAACACCAGAAAUGAGAAGAAAAUAACGAUGAAAAUGGUAGAAAAAUCGAUAAGACGAGACUGAAAAGUGGCAUAAAAUCAAAUCAAAGGAAAUUAACGUAUAAUUUGCUAUCUUUUCCAC